UAAUAUGUAUAAGGUCCGUCCAUCGAACAAGUUUCCUCGUAUUGUCGAACAUUGGCGAGAUCGAGACGCGUGCUGCACAUUCGUAUUGCACGACGCAGUAAAGCUUUCCGCUACUCCAUCAGCUUUAGAAUUGUGCUCGGUCAGACUGAGUCGCGUGUUGCCCUCGUGUUGACUGUGACGCGAAAUUUUUAUUUUUAAUUAAAUAAAAAUAAAAGAAAGAAUUGAAGAAGAAGAGAAAUUAAAAUCGAGAGAAAGCAUGUCAGACAUCACGGUGCUGGAUGGCGGGUUCUCCACGCAGUUAUCGACCCAUGUGGGCGAGAGGAUCGACGGAGAUCCUCUAUGGACCGCGCGUUUCCUCGUGACGAACCCGGACGCCGUAUUCGCGACGCACUUGGACUUCCUGCGCGCCGGCGCCGACAUCAUACAGACGAAUACGUAUCAGGCGACGAUCGACGGCUUCGUGAAGCACCUGGACAUCACCGAAGCGGAGUGCCUUGAGAUAAUUCGCAAGGCCGUCGAUUACGCGAAGGACGCGGUGAACAUUUACAGCGAUGAGGUCGAGGAGAUCGCGGAUACUGAGCAUGUGACGAACCGGAAACCGCUGAUUGCCGGAUCCUGCGGACCUUAUGGUGCCUGUCUACACGACGGCUCGGAGUAUACCGGUUCGUACGGCACGCGCGUGUCCAGGGAAUUCCUGGCCGACUGGCACAGACCGCGUAUACGCGUACUGAUAGAGGAAGGCGUCGAUCUGCUGGCGAUAGAGACGAUACCAUGCGUCCGCGAAGCGGAGGCCGUGGUCGAUCUGCUGAAGGAAUUCCCGAAUACGCGCGCGUGGCUGUCCUUCUCCUGCAGGGACGACGGGAAAAGCCUAGCGGACGGCAGCAACUUCCAAGAAGUUGCCGUGAGAUGUUACAGAAAUGCGUUACCCGGACAGAUAUUGGCGAUUGGCAUCAACUGCAUCGCCCCGCAACACGUUACCACCUUGCUGAAAGGCAUCAACUCGGGCAACGCGGACGAUUUCAUACCGCUGGUGGUGUAUCCCAACAGCGGGGAGAAGUACACAGUGUCCGAGGGAUGGAAGAGGGAAAGCGAGGUUCUCUCCUUGCACGAGUUCAUUGACGAGUGGCUGGACCUUGGCGUCCGCUACAUCGGCGGUUGUUGUAGAACGACCGCUAAAGAUGUCGAACGUAUAAGAUACAGAGUAGACGCGCGACGAGCAGAGAAGAAAUAUUAAUCUAGCAAUCGUUGAGAGUGCCUUCUGACGUGAUUUCUAUGUAAUUAUGUACUCCGACAAAGUCAUGUAUGUGCCAUGACCUGAUUUUAAUUUUUAUUAAUGUAUACAAAAAAAAGAAA
Molecule: messenger RNA, 1353 nt
Organism: Ooceraea biroi (clonal raider ant)
Lineage: Eukaryota; Metazoa; Arthropoda; Insecta; Hymenoptera; Formicidae
Product: homocysteine S-methyltransferase
Biological process (GO): S-methylmethionine cycle
Molecular function (GO): S-adenosylmethionine-homocysteine S-methyltransferase activity; zinc ion binding
Source: RefSeq, a predicted model, not a curated record